AUGUGCAAGAAAAUAUUCUUACUUCUCCUACUUUCGAUAUGCCAAUGAGACAUAGUGGUCGAUUCAUUUUCCUUUACACCACAGUUUGUGAGACAAGCUUCAGAAUAUACUUUUGUGAUAAGAUCUCCAAAUCUUUCAUGGAUAACUGCGACUCAAAUCCUUAUAUAUUUUGACUUUGAACUGUAUGAGUUGGAUAAUGUUUCAUAUACAUGCACGUCAAAGACUAAGUUGAAUACAGAUCCUGAGAAAAUAGCCUCUUCUCCUGUAUGCCAAGGAGUUGUAGAAGGGGCUAAGAAAUAUAUAAAAGUUACUGAUUACUUGGUAGACCCAUAUGCAUUUAAUACUACAAUUACCUUGGUUAUUUCAGGAAUUCCUAAUGCUAGAAGCUCACAUUAUAUCUCAGGAAUUCAUUUCGAGAUUAAGACGAUUGUAAAUUCAAUUCUUAUUGUUCAUGGAAUCACUCAAGGUUUUAAGUGCUUACCUAAUAGCAUAACAUCUCCUUCUCUAACUCAAAGUACUCAGAAUAGGCACGAGACUGGUAAUGUGGAUAUUACUUUUACUACCUCAACUUCUGCAAACCAGAAUGAUUUGAUCCUCAUUAAAUUCCCACAAGGUAUAACGAUUCAUUAUGACUUCUCCUGAACAUCUUUAAGCGGUUUCUCUGGAACUUUGGAAUGUAGAAAACUUUCUGAACUUAACAUUCUGGUUAAAGAGGCAUUUUCAGGGUCAGCUGUUACCAGUGCUGGAACUUUCUCAUUAAGAAUUCAAGGAGUUUAUGGGCAUAUUGAAUGGCACGAGACAGAGAGUAUGGUUAUCAAGACCAUGGAUGGUGUUUAUGAAGGCAUUAUUGAUGAAACAGCUGAAAAUGAGAUUUCACUUAAAUUUUCAUUUGAGAGAAUUACUUCUAGAGUAUUGUGUGAUGCAGAGUAUUGAAAUCAAGCUACCAGUGCAGCCGAAAAACAAGCUCUUGUAGAUUUAUAUACAUCAACAGAUGGAGCAAAUUGGUUGGUGAAGACAAAUUGGAACACUGGUGAUCCAUGUCAGAAUUCUUGGUACGGCAUAAUGUGAAAUAAAUAUGGACAAAUAAUAGCGAUAAACUUCUUCGAGAAUAAACUUACAGGAACAAUUCCAGAUUCUAUCUCUGAUCUAACUUACCUCAUAUAUUUAAAUAUAUGGAAUGAUGCGAGGGAGUAUGAAGGAGAGGAUAAUGUUAAUAAAAAUACUAUAUCUGCUUGGAACCCCAAAAUUCAUGAGUUAGUAAAUCUAGAAGAAAUUAACUUCAUUAACCUCGGUAUGACUGGUACUCUAGACAUUACAUUCAACAACCUAGCUAGUCUAAAAAGUGCAAAUCUUGGCUAUAAUACCUUUACUGGGAGCCUGCCUGAUAACUUUGGGAAUAUGCCAAAUUUGGAAAACUUUCAAAUCUCCCACAGUUCUCUAAGUGGAAAUUUACCUGCUUCUCUUUCAACACUGCAAAAACUGAAAUUUGUGGAACUCGAUAACAACCAAUUUACUGGAAGUGCUCCAAUUCUGACUUCUCCAGAACUGGUUGGACUUGAGUUAUCAGACAAUCAGCUAUCAGGAUCUUUUCCUUCGACUUAUUUCUCUACAACAAGUUAUCUAAAGCUGGAGUUUGUAAAUGUCUUGUUCAAUAGCAUUGUAGUACCAAACCAUUGCUUGAAAUAUGUCUAUUGCUUUAAAAAUGUUAUGAUAGACACUAUUGACGGAGACACUAUCACUACACUUGAUUCUGGCACUACAACAUUCAUAAAUUCAGCAGAGGCUACAGAGGAAGAAGAUGUCAUAGAGUUUUAAAAUUCAAUCAAGAUCAAA
Molecule: messenger RNA, 1833 nt
Organism: Moneuplotes crassus
Lineage: Eukaryota; Ciliophora; Spirotrichea; Euplotida; Euplotidae
Source: the annotation of a GenBank genome assembly